AUGGCACAGAAUCCAACUAAGAUGGAAUCGAUUUGCACUUCUUUGCAAUCUUCACAGUCACAUUCACCAAUUAGUUCAUACGCUGCUUCUGCGGUCAAUAGUGGGUCUGUGACGAGGUCCCAUUCAAUCGUUCAGCAACCACCUCCCGGGUAUACAAUCGGAAUUGCUUCUACGGGGACCUGUGGUGGGCCUGAGAACGAUCUUCGCAACUUGUGGAGUCGGCGGCGAAAGAUCGAUGGUGCGUUAAAUCGAGUCCCACCAGGCUUCUUUCAGAGCGUAUACGCCAUCUUAGAGCGCGUACAGGGUCUUCGAAUAGGAGAGCACGUGCUUAGUCAAAAUUUGACUAAGGAGGUCAGUACUGUGUGCUUAUAA
Molecule: messenger RNA, 372 nt
Organism: Protopolystoma xenopodis
Lineage: Eukaryota; Metazoa; Platyhelminthes; Monogenea; Polystomatidea; Polystomatidae
Source: the annotation of a GenBank genome assembly